Linum tenue is the source of this 2533-nucleotide messenger RNA. The record is from the annotation of a GenBank genome assembly. Lineage: Eukaryota; Viridiplantae; Streptophyta; Magnoliopsida; Malpighiales; Linaceae.
CCACGAUCAAACAAGUAACUGGUUACUCUUUCACAUUCUUUGCCUAUGUAGGCCGUACUGUUCAAAAGAUUAUGGAUAGAGUCCAUGAAUUCAAUUUAUGCGCCAAAUUCGACGACUUUCUUAGUUUCAUUUUCCAAAGAGAUGUGAAGAUGAGGAAAUAAUGGAGUUACAGAGAGCAAUCUGCAGUCCAGAACAAACAACAGAGUGAAGCAUUAAUGAGGUGCAGGGAUGGAGCUGGCACUUGGCAGGGGGAAAAGCACAAACCAUGAGGUUUAUUAAUGGCGGCCCCCAUCUGUGUACCGAAAAUGAACUGUUCCAUUAAAUUUCUUCCACCUCCUCCUUCUCCUUCUUCAUCAUCUUCUUCUUCUUCCUCUUCCUUCCUCUUCCCCCCAACUGUAAACGCCUUUCCUCCUUUUUCCAGUGCACAAUUUCCACGCUGUUCUGUUACUGCAAUUUUGUCACGAUUACUUCCUUCCAUUCCAUCCCCCAUUUUUGCAUGGCGAACAAGAAGCUCUCACCGCCAUUGCUUCCAGCUGUGAAUUCAGGUCGGUUGCCCAAUUAGGUCGGCAAUUUUGUUUGACUUUUCGUCCUCUUACGCGCCUUCGUGUUCAAUUUUUCUAUGUUGAUUCUUCACAUUCUUCGAUUAGCACUAGAAAAGCCAUAGCUUUGUAGUUAUGGUGGCUGAACAAACUCACAGGCGGACACUCCAAAGCUAAAAAGGAGAUUGGGAAAGAGAGAAAACCAUAAAACCCUACCGCCUUUCUCUGUCACUUACUGUAAAUCUCCAUUGGAAUUCCCCUUCCCAUCGUUUUCCCCACUUCGAUUUCUCAAAAGGGGGGAACCCGUACAAAGUUUCCGAUUCUGGGUUGUUUUCGUUUUUGAUUUCUGGAACAAACCCAAUUCGUGAUUGCGAUUGAAAGAAGAAGAAGAAAGGAAAUGGUGGGAAGCAUUGAAACGACGGGGAGUCCCGAUAAUAAUCAUCAUCAGCAGCAGAAUGGGAACUCACCAACUCACCAAUCAACCAACGGCGCCAAUUCCGGGCAGGAAGAGAAGCUCGACGAGCUGCGGCGUCUACUGGGCAAAGCCGACGGCGACCCUCUCCGUAUCGUCGGUGUCGGCGCCGGCGCCUGGGGGAGCGUCUUCGCCGCCCUUCUACAAGACAGCUACGGCCAGUUCCGCGACAAGAUCCAGAUCCGGAUAUGGCGUCGGGCGGGUCGGGCGGUGGACCGGUCCACGGCGGAGCACCUCUUCGAGGUCAUCAAUUCCCGGGAAGACGUGCUCCGGCGGCUGAUCCGGCGGUGCGCCUACCUCAAAUACGUCGAGGCCCGCCUCGGCGACCGGACCCUGUACGCCGACGAGAUCUUGAAAGAUGGGUUUUGCAUCAACAUGAUCGACACGCCGCUGUGCCCGAUGAAAGUGGUGACGAAUUUGCAGGAGGCGGUUUGGGACGCCGAUAUCGUGGUGAACGGAGUUCCGUCGACGGACACCAGAGAGGUUUUCGAAGAGAUCAGUGUGUAUUGGAAGGAGAGGAUUAGCAUGCCGAUUAUCAUCUCGCUGGCGAAAGGGAUUGAGGCGGCGCUUUCCCCUGUUCCUCAUAUCAUUACUCCUACACAGAUGAUCAAGCUUGCAACUGGAGUGCCAAUGGAGAACAUACUGUACCUCGGCGGACCAAACAUCGCAGCAGAGAUCUACAACAAGGAGUACGCGAAUGCUCGAAUCUGCGGAGCCGAGAAGUGGAGAAAACACAUCGCCAACUUCCUGCGGCAACCACAUUUCAUCGUGUGGGACAACAGCGACCUCAUUACUCACGAAGUCAUGGGUGGACUCAAGAACGUCUAUGCCAUUGGAGCAGGAAUGGUGGCUGCACUGACCAACGAGAGCGCUACGAGCAAGUCGGUGUACUUUGCGCAUUGUACUUCGGAGAUGAUCUUCAUCACUCAUUUGCUUGCUGAGGAGCCGGAGAAGCUUGCGGGGCCAUUGCUGGCUGAUACGUACGUGACGCUGCUGAAAGGCAGGAAUGCUUGGUACGGGCAGAUGUUGGCGAAAGGUGAGCUCAGCCGCGACAUGGGAGACAGCAUCAAGGGGAAAGGCAUGAUCCAGGGUGUGUCUGCAGUGGGGGCGUUCUACGAGCUGCUGAGCCAGCCGAGCCUGAGCAUGUUACACCCAGGUGUGAAGAAGCCAGUAGCACCGGUCGAAUUGUGUCCAAUCCUGAAAACGCUCUACACCAUCCUCAUUUCACGGGAGAGGUCUUGUGAAGCCAUUCUGCAGGCUCUGAGGGAUGAGACAUUGAACGAUCCAAGGGAGAGGAUUGAGAUUGCCCAAACUCAUGCUUUCUACAGGCCUUCUCUCCUUGGCCAGCCUUGAAUCAGAUCCUACCAGUCAAGUUCAUUUGGUUGGCAUUGUGUUUCUAAUUACUGAUAAUGAUGGAAAUUCAAUUUUAUUGUAAUAUAUAUUUAAUAUAUAUAGAAAAUAUGGACUUUGCAAUGAGGAUCAUCUAAAAUUAGUUUGAUCGAGACGUUAGGCUCUUUAUGAC